GUCAUUACAUGGAGAUAUUUUGUGUGGGUUAACGUAUAAAAUGUUGUACUUUUGUAGAUUUUUGUGUAUGAGUCUAUUUUUGCUGUUUUUUAUGGCGACCGCUAUUGAAAAAGAUAACCCGUUCACAUCAGUAGUCAGGGAGAGCCUGCUCAACACAGCCCGGACCUGUAUGGACAAGACGAAUACUUCGGAAGCCGACCUGGAGUAUCUAAGGAAUGACCCGCCUUAUCCUGAAAAAACGGCGUGUAUCAUCAAAUGCUUGCUGGAAAAAAUUGGUAUCGUCAAGAACAACAAAUACUUCAAACCAGGUUUCGUAACGGCUGUCACUCCACUUGUCUUCAAAAACAAGAAGAAGUUAGAGCACAUGAAGUCUGUCUCGGAAAAGUGUGAAAAAGAGGUGAAGCACAGUGGAGCAACUUCGUGCGAAUUGGGAAACGAAAUAGUUACUUGCAUCUACAAAUACGCUCCGGAGCUGCACAUGAAGGCGUAAAACGAGAAUCCUAAUUGUUUUCCAACCGAAUUCCAAGAGAUAUACCUCUUCUGUCGAUAUAAUAUUUUUGUCAUUAUUUUGAGCCAUUUACCAUGGGGCGAGCGAGUCCUAUAGAUAGCUUCGUGUGGUCUUAUAUCUAUAUUUUAUUCAAUAAAUAGAAUCAAUAACCAAUAUUUUAAAAUGUAUUAUUAAACUUAUAUAUGUUGAUUGAUUAUUUGAUAUUUCCUUUUGUAAAUCACACAUACACACACACACACACACUUCGUCUCCUAAUCGUUUUUGUGAUAACCGAAUAAAAUGUUUUGAACACCUUUUUCAUGAAAUAAACUUAAUUUAAUGAACUGUUUUCAACUAAACAGAUUUAUUAUUGAAUAUCUGAUAGAUACAUAUCUGUUAGAUUAUAUUCGAAUUACUAUGUCUAUUUGUGUAUAUACGAGUACUGUGUGUAUGCGCACACGUAGAUUAUGUAUAUGUGAAUAUGAAAAAUAUUUUCCAUACAGGUUCAAAUAAGAAACGUAUAUUUAUAAUAUUUUCAUAAGUGUUAUGAGAAAAAUAGGUUUGAAACCUCAUACUGUUACAGAAAUAAUUCUAUAAGCACAUUAAGAGUGGGUUGCACCGUCAAUUUUAUCGUUAACUUUAACGCGCGCAGAAAAACAAAAAAUCGCCAAUUAGGAUUAGGUCAAUGUUGGCUGGUAGGCUGCACAAUAAGAGUGCUAGAUUAUUGCACUAGUCAACUUUAAAGUUAACUCUAACCUGCGCAAAAAUAAGUAGACGAUUUUGUCUAUUCGUCAACGGCGUGCAGGUCAAAGUCAACGUCAAAGUUGACUGGUGCAACCAACAAUUAAUGUGUUACAUUUAAUAAUCUGUUUUUGAGUCACUCCUCAUAAGUUUCCGAAAAAGUCUGUUGUCAGCCGUAAAUCCAAAAAUUUCCUUUCACCACUUGGCAGUAUCAUUUUCAAUUAUCAGUUUUACUCAGCAGAUCCAGGAAGUUACACUUGCAAUUAGUGCCACGAGAAAUGUUUGUUUUAUUACUUGUACAAUACAAUGUGGUAACGGUGAAACGACGAUAACAUUAUUAAUUACAUAGCAGACGAGUGUCUGGAGUAAAAACGCCUUUUAAUUUGUCUUAUGACAGUACAAUUUUUCAAUUAAAUAAGAAUUAGUUUUACUAUCUUUUUGACUGAGCAACUGAGCAAGCGAAGCGAGUGAGCUUUACAAUUCGAC
Molecule: messenger RNA, 1714 nt
Organism: Plodia interpunctella (Indianmeal moth)
Lineage: Eukaryota; Metazoa; Arthropoda; Insecta; Lepidoptera; Pyralidae
Gene: Obp3
Exons: 4
Coding region: 41-490 (149 amino acids)
Molecular function (GO): odorant binding
Source: RefSeq, a predicted model, not a curated record